AUCUAUGACCCAUGACCAGUAAAUAUUUACACGAGUUGGGAAGGGUUAGGGUGCCAGAGGCGGCAACAGUGAGGGCCAUUGAGGCAGCAGCAGAGAGAGCGCUGUAGUGUGUGCGUGACCAUGGUGGACUACAGCAAGUGGAAAGAUAUUGAGAUAUCAGAUGAUGAGGAUGACACUCAUCCCAACAUUGACACACCAUCCUUAUUUCGAUGGCGGCACCAAGCCAGACUGGAACGUAUGGCAGAAAAGCAGAAGGAAAUGGAGGAAAUGAAGAAACAGAAACGCAAAUAUGAUGAUGAAGUAAAAACUUUGAAGGAAAAGCUUUCUCAAGCUAAAGAAUCUGUUGGAGUAGAAGAUAUGUCGAAGUUGAAAAGUGCCCUUGCAGAAUUGGAGAGGAAGGGAGAAGAAUUAGUUAACAAACAAAAGGAGCUGGAAAAAAAAGAAAGGCUUGAGCCAUGGAAUGUUGAUACCAUAAGUUCUGAUGGCUUUAGCAAGACAGUGAUCAAUCGUCCACCUCCUCGAAAGAAUGAAGAACUAAGUGAGGAAGAGAAAGAACAGCGUAUGAAAGAGUUUGUUAAAAAGCAUGAAGCCAACAUCAAGAAAUAUGGCAUGUACAGAAGCUUUGAUGACUCAAGGAGAUAUCUGAUGGAACACCCUGAAUUAGCUUGUGAAGAUACAGCCAAUUACUUGGUGGUGUGGUGCAUCAAUCUGGAGAUGGAGGAGAAACAUGAUCUUAUGAACCAUGUGGCUCAUCAGACCAUCUGCAUGCAGUUCAUUUUAGAACUUGCUAAACAGCUUGAGAGAGACCCACGCUCCUGUGUAUCUGCAUUUUUCCACAGAAUUCAGCAAGCAGAACCUGAGUAUAAGAAGGCCUUUACUGAUGAAUUAGAGGCCUUUAAAGAACGGAUCAGAAAACGUGCAGAACAGAAACUGGAGGAGAUGAUGAAGGAGGCUGAGGAGGAGGAGCGACAGAAAAGGCUUGGCCCUGGGGGUCUUGAUCCCGUUGAAGUCAUGGAGACAUUACCUGAGGAGUUGAAGGAAUGCUUCAUUACCCAGGAUGUGGAAAUGUUGCAGAAGACAAUUGAGAAAAUGGAUCCUGAGGACGCAAAGUAUCACAUGAAAAGAUGUGUUGAUUCAGGAUUGUGGGUACCAAAUGCUGCUGAUGCAGAGAAUGCAAACAAAGACAAGGCUUCUGAAUAAAAUGCAAUUACUUAUGACCAUAUUAUUAUAUCUUAGUGAAACAUUUUAUCAGAUAAGUGUGAAUGAUAUGAAAGAUGAAUGAUUAUGUAGUUGUGCUGUACUGAGGAAAGUAAAUGACACUUUUUUUUUUUUUUUUACAUAAAACUUGUGCAAUUAUUAUUUUGUUUAUUUUUUUAAUUUUAUUUUAUUUAUUUAUUUUUUAUUAUUAUUAUUAUUAUUUAUUUUAUUUAUUUAUUUUUUUUCAACAGUCAUCAUGCUGUUGACAUUAUAUCCAGUAGUAAUGUAUCAUGAGGAACUGUUGCAAGAUGAUAGAGCUGUGCUGCAGGAAACUUGCAUUGUUGACAAUAAGUCUCACAAAGCAAUGAAAAAAAUAUUUAGUGUUAAAAUUCAGAGAUAAAAUAAAACAUUUAAAUUUCUA
Messenger RNA from Scylla paramamosain (green mud crab), 1618 nucleotides. It is a transcript of the gene Cdc37, whose product is annotated as hsp90 co-chaperone Cdc37-like. Gene Ontology annotation, cellular component: cytoplasm. Gene Ontology annotation, molecular function: protein kinase binding; heat shock protein binding; protein-folding chaperone binding. Gene Ontology annotation, biological process: protein folding; protein stabilization. NCBI's taxonomy places the organism in Eukaryota, Metazoa, Arthropoda, Malacostraca, Decapoda, Portunidae. The coding region runs from base 121 to 1200 and encodes 359 amino acids. The record is from RefSeq and is a predicted model, not a curated record. The transcript has 7 exons.